ACAGCCCCUUGGGAGUAGGGGGUGUGCAGCCUACUCGUCCCGCCCCUGCCUCUGAGUGACAGGACCGUGGACAGCAACAUUUCCAGCAGGACACGAAGUUUGUCGGCCCUUGCCUUGGCUGAGCUAAGUAAGAAAAAGCAACCAAGAACAUUAUUAUUGGUAUCUGGAAUUGAAUUUGCCAGGAAUGCAAGCACGGCUUCUUCAGUAAAGAUCUUGCCUUUGGAAACAUCUUAUCCCUUGGCAGCUCUCCAGAGUUCAGACUUAGCAGCAUCAAGGACACAACACAAGACUACACAUCCAAAACGUGUUGGUAGGAAAGCUCAUGUACUUCCAUGACCCAGAUGCAGCAAUGGGAAGAGAGUGGCUAAUUAUGCAGUGACACAUUGGUCAUAACAAAUUUCAAAAGGGGGACUAUGAAGUGCAGUAUUGUCUCUACCCAGAGGGAAAGGAGAUUUGGAAGAUAUCAGGCAUUUUGGAGAUCAAAGAUGGGUAGAAAAGAUGCCUCCACUGUAAAACUUCCUGUUGAUCAGUACAGAAAGCAAAUUGGUAAACAAGAUUAUAAAAAAACCAAACCUAUUUUACGAGCAACCAAAUUAAAAGCAGAAGCAAAGAAAACAGCAAUAGGCAUAAAGGAAGUUGGCCUCGUACUUGCAGCUAUAUUGGCCCUCCUACUGGCUUUCUAUGCUUUCUUUUAUCUCAGACUGUCCACAGAUGUUGACCCUGCUCUGAAACCAGAUGAAGAUUAGCUGAACAGCAAUCAAUGCAUUGAAGGGAAAUAAUUUCAUAAAAGCACCCCUUGGGACCAAUACUUUCUAAAGUACUGAAACUGGAACAUCUUGGAUUCUUUCUGCUGGUAUUUUUAGUUUUCAGAAAUAUCUUUUUAAAUAGUUGCAUAGGAUAUCAAGAAAAGAACCUUACCUAGCAAUGUAGUAUAAUGUAUGCUCCCGGAUACUUUUAUAAAAAUCUUUGUACUUUGACAGGCAACCUAUUCAUGGUGCGUUUAGAUAAAAUGGAAAACAGAUCCCAAAUUCUUCGGAUGUCUUAGCCAAUUUAUGUGUAUAACUUCAUCGCUUAGAGAUUACUAAAUCUAUUUUUGUUCCAUAUACAUCAUAAGUAAAAGUAUAUAUCCUCAUUUACAGAAACAUUCUCAAAUCAGAUUCAGAGCCUAAGAAGGAAUAAAAAGUCAUGGGGAAUUUUUCAUUUUACAAAGAAGCCCUGCUUUCUUUCCAGACAUAUUUUAUAUCAUUAGAGGAACUAUCUGCACAUACAUCUACAGUAAUCUUUUUCCUUCUUUGCCAACUGUUCAGUGCACAUGUGCUCCAUCAGAAAUGGCACCUGGAUGACAGAAGCUCAAAGAGUCACAUAUGUCUCUAAAAUAGAGUUCCUUUCCUCCUGGGCUGUCUGAACUGGUGUAAAUACAAAGUUCAGUUGAUCUUGAUUUUAAUUAACUUAUUAUUCUAUUAAUAUAAACUUGGAAUUCUAUUUUAAUUAUGUUGUUCUGACUGCUUGCAGUAUCAGUUUGCCCCUCUUGUUAGGGAGAUAUGUAACAAUCUGUCAUUUAAUUGUGCAGUUUUUUUUUUUUUUUCCACAUAACAGUAACGAAGUCCUACCUACUCAGAAUAAUCUUGUUGGGUUGCCUCUUAAAUCUGAACUAUACGAAGUGGGUUUACAAAAUUACAUUUUGUCUCUUGAGAGUUAGUCAAUCACAACUGUUUUGUGAAAAAUAAAUAAUGAAAGAAAAUGUAUGCCUCACUACUCACAUAGGUAAUUUUUUGUUUAUAUAAAUUUUCAAGAUAUUUUGCAUUUGUUGGAGUAUAAUAAUCAAUGUAUUCAAUAUUUUUACUGGUAAUGGAGUUUUUAAAAUAACUUUAGAACACACGAAUACAUAAAGCUUUGAAAAUGGGAAAAUAUGUGUCCACAGCACAUUUGUUAGCUACUACUACCUUACAGAAAGAAGCAUAGAAAAUUAAUAGUUUGAAACAUGUGCACAAAGGGUUUUAUAUCAUAUCCAUUGUAUUUAUGAAGAGCAAAUAAAAUGUUAAGGUCGUUUUCAUAUUUGCCAAGAGAAGAAAGCCGUUGAUAAAUUCCCUAGAUCUUCUUUGAGACUUUUGCAGAUAGUUGACGAUGACUGUAUAGCAUUAUGUUCUGUAGAAUUUUUUCAAGUAGCAUAAUUUAUUUCAUCAACGUGAAAACAGCCAAAAGUUCCAGGAUCCUCACAGAUCAUUUAUGCCAAACAUCUGAGGGCAAAAUUUAGCCAGUGUUAUUUACUGGAUUCUUCUCCUUGAAAUCACAAACUCAUGAGACAGACCAAGAGUUCUUAUACACUCACCACAGCAGACCAAUCCAAGUGGCAUUUUUAGGAAAGGUUGCAGCAUUUAAUGCCAUGUGGUAUGUCUGUUCGUGAAGUGGGUGGCAAGGGAAUAUCCAAGCUGGCAUUUUGGAUAUGAUGGGCCUUUUCCUUUCCUGAGUGACAUGCCACAUGUCAAGAAAUACUGCUUUUCCCUCACUCCUAUCACAUUUACGUGAACAAUUUUCACUUAGUUCUUUUACCUCCCAUAUGGUGUUAAAAACAGUCAUAUCAAAUAAAGAUUAUUUCUAAUUUCA
Lynx canadensis (Canada lynx) is the source of this 2604-nucleotide messenger RNA. RefSeq names its product triple QxxK/R motif containing (gene TRIQK). The transcript is spliced from 6 exons. The record is from RefSeq and is a predicted model, not a curated record. Bases 414 to 746 code for a protein of 110 amino acids. NCBI's taxonomy places the organism in Eukaryota, Metazoa, Chordata, Mammalia, Carnivora, Felidae. Gene Ontology annotation, cellular component: endoplasmic reticulum membrane.